Aphanomyces invadans is the source of this 615-nucleotide messenger RNA. RefSeq lists its product as hypothetical. The transcript is spliced from 4 exons. NCBI's taxonomy places the organism in Eukaryota, Oomycota, Saprolegniomycetes, Saprolegniales, Verrucalvaceae. Bases 1 to 615 code for a protein of 204 amino acids. The record is from RefSeq and is a predicted model, not a curated record.
AUGACAGCUUCCCACCAAGCUUUGUACGACCGCAUGGUUGACAUACUCGGCGAAGGCGACACCCAGUCGCUCUUGUCUCCCCUUUCAGUCGAUGCCCGAUUGCGCCAGUCUCUUCAGGACGCGCAGGCACAGACUCUCCGCGUGUACCAAGAGGCUGCGGUAGGGGCUGACUUGCAGCCAGCCCCAACAAUCCCCCCCUACGGGUGUCAAGCCAGCGAGACCGCGGCCGAUGCACUGUGCAUCACCCGCGAGUCUACAAGUGUGGCGUUUGCCCUUUCCCAUCCCAAGGGUCAUGCGGAAAACUGGGCGUACUCCAUCCGCCUGACCAACUCCAUGUCAUUUGCAACGUUUGACGAGCUCGUUGCGGCGAUAAAGCUCCGCUUCCUUCCCAACACAGCGAUUUCCAAUAUCGCUCCUUGCAAGACUACAUUCACGACCCUUCACUUUUUGGCCGCGAAUGUCAACGACAACUCCACGCUAUCAAAAGCGCUCCGCGUCAACGUCUUUACAGGACUCAACCACGCUGAGUUGUACGCCUCAGCCCUAGAGCACAAUCGUGCCGAUCCAUCGGAUAUGGAUAUCUCGGCAUUAUCCCAUGCCAACGACGACAAGUGA